Molecule: messenger RNA, 4735 nt
Organism: Sebastes umbrosus (honeycomb rockfish)
Lineage: Eukaryota; Metazoa; Chordata; Actinopteri; Perciformes; Sebastidae
Gene: nlgn4xa
Product: neuroligin 4 X-linked a
Exons: 7
Coding region: 685-3213 (842 amino acids)
Biological process (GO): presynaptic membrane assembly; postsynaptic membrane assembly; chemical synaptic transmission
Cellular component (GO): postsynaptic specialization membrane; cell surface; synapse
Molecular function (GO): signaling receptor activity; neurexin family protein binding
Source: RefSeq, a predicted model, not a curated record
AGAGAGAGAGAGAGAGAUGGAGAGAGAGAGAGAGAGACCUGGUUUCUCUAACACUAAUCUUGUCCUCGCAAUACACUCUGCUCUAUGAGAGCAAUUAGAUUCAGCACCGUUUCCAGUGCCUCUGCAAUGACUCAUUGAAACAUCUUCUGUGCUGAUAAAGCCGCAUCUCUAUCCACACACACACACACACACACACACCACACACACACACACACACACACACACACAGGACGUAUAGCUGCUCCUUCAGUGCACAUCGGGACUGCGCUUCUUCUUCUUCUUCUUCUUCUGACUUUGGAUUUUUGCAGAGCAGCAGCAGGCUGGACGUGGACUUAAUUGUGGGUUUUUUAUUUCCCCCUAUGAAGUCGGGACUUACAUAAAGAGUAUAGAGGCGGUGGAGACACAGGCUGAGGAUACCCCAUCAAGCUGGAGCCCAGGUAACCACAAAGCAUCCCAGGCCCUCUCCUGUUCUGGACAGGGGAGUCGUACGGCAGCCGCCAAUCUCCAUGCAGGCUCUCGGGAUGGGGAGCUCUGAGAAAGCUGCUUUGUCUGGCUGGAGCUCCUUCGCUCAGCUCGCAGCCUGAGGAGGAGGAGCGGGGAAGCAUCUCGGUGGAGGGGCAGGGGGAGCGCCGAGGACCGCCGAGGACCGCGACCUGCCAGGCUCAGGCUCAGCACAGCGGGAGCAUGUCAGCGCCGGGAGGCCCUUCAUGGAUGUGUCGCUCCGCAGUCGGGGCCAACCUUCUGCUGUGGAUUGGGCUGGCGUCCGUCUGCGUGGCCGCCGUUCAGGCCCAGCAGCAACCCGUGGUCACCACCAACUAUGGGAAAUUGCGGGGAGUGAAGGUCACGUUACCCAAUGAGAUCCUGGGACCGGUGGAACAGUAUUUGGGGAUCCCGUACGCGCUGGCCCCAACGGGGGAGCGGAGGUUCCAGCCGCCGGAGCCGCCCAUGUCCUGGCCGGGCAUCAGGAAUGCUACUCAGUUUGCGCCGGUUUGUCCUCAGUUCUUGGAGGACCGCUUUUUGCUCAACGAUAUGCUCCCCGUGUGGUUCACCGCCAACUUGGAUACAGUGGUGACCUACGUGCAGGAGCAGAGCGAGGACUGCCUUUACCUGAACAUCUACGUCCCCACGGAGGACGGGGCAAACACGCAAGGCGCAGAUUUCAACAGUAAUGAUGGUGGCGGUGAUGAAGAUAUCCACGAUGAGAACGGGUUAAAGCCAGUCAUGGUUUACAUCCACGGAGGCUCCUACAUGGAGGGAACCGGCAACAUGAUCGACGGCAGCAUCCUGGCCAGCUACGGGAACGUCAUCGUCAUCACGAUCAACUACCGGCUCGGCGUUCUGGGGUUUCUAAGCACAGGAGACCAGGCAGCCAAGGGCAACUACGGCCUGCUGGAUCAGAUUCAGGCUCUCAGGUGGAUCAAAGAAAACAUCCAGGCCUUCAAAGGAGAUCCGAAGAGAGUGACCAUCUUUGGCUCUGGCGCCGGAGCGUCGUGCGUCAGCCUGCUUACCCUCUCGCAUUACUCAGAAGAUCUGUUCCAGAAAGCCAUCAUCCAGAGUGGCACAGCGCUGUCCAGCUGGGCAGUCAACUACCAGCCUGCCAAGUACACGCGAGCCCUGGCUGAGAAGGUGGGCUGCAACAUGCUAGACACCAUCGACCUGGUGGAGUGCCUGCAGAACAAGAACUACAAGGAGCUGAUCGAGCAGUACAUCACGCCUGCAAAGUACCACAUCGCCUUCGGGCCUGUGAUCGAUGGCGACGUCAUCCCGGAUGACCCCCAGAUCCUAAUGGAGCAAGGGGAGUUCCUCAACUACGACAUCAUGCUGGGGGUCAAUCAGGGCGAGGGGUUUAAGUUCGUAGAUGGCAUCGUGGACAGCGAGGACGGGGUGUCCGCCAAUGACUUUGACUUUGCUGUGUCGGACUUUGUGGACCAUCUCUAUGGCUACCCGGAGGGCAAGGACACUCUGCGCGAGACCAUCAAAUUCAUGUACACGGACUGGGCGGACAAGGAGAACCCAGAGACCCGGCGCAAGACCCUGGUGGCUCUGUUCACUGACCACCAGUGGGUGGCACCAGCAGUGGCCACAGCUGACCUCCACGCCCAGUAUGGCUCCCCCACCUACUUCUACGCUUUCUACCACCACUGUCAGAGCGACAUGAAGCCCAGCUGGGCCGACUCGGCCCACGGCGACGAAGUGCCGUACGUGUUUGGAAUCCCCAUGAUCGGCCCAACGGAUCUCUUCAACUGCAACUUCUCCAAAAAUGACGUGAUGCUGAGUGCUGUCGUCAUGACCUACUGGACAAACUUUGCUAAAACAGGGGAUCCGAACCAACCAGUUCCACAGGACACAAAGUUCAUCCACACUAAACCCAACCGUUUCGAGGAGGUAGCCUGGACCAAGUACAACCCCAAAGAUCAGCUCUACCUCCACAUUGGCCUCAAACCUCGAGUCCGAGACCACUACCGCGCUACCAAGGUCGCUUUCUGGUUGGAACUAGUUCCUCACCUCCACAACAUCAAUGAGUUUUUUCAGUACGUGUCCACCACCACCAAAAUACCUCCGCAGGACACCACCCCUUACCCUUACACCAAGCGGUUCCCUGGCAAGAACAACUGGCCGUCCACCACCCGCCACCCGGGGGUCCCGCCUGCCAACACCAAACAAACCACCGACCAGCACAAGGGCGGCGACCUAACCGACGAGUCGACCGUGGUGAUCGAGACCAAGAGAGACUACUCCACCGAGCUCAGCGUCACCAUCGCGGUCGGAGCCUCCCUGCUCUUCCUGAACAUCCUCGCCUUCGCCGCGCUCUACUACAAGAAGGACAAGCGGCGGCAUGAGUCCAACCGGCGCGUCCCCACCCCGCAGCGCAACUCCGCCCCGACCAACACGCCCUCGUCCGCCAACGACGUGGCCCACCUGCAGAGCGAGGAGCUGAUGUCGCUGCAGAUGAAGCAGCAGCAGCUGGAGCACGAGCACCACCACGAGUGCGAGUCGCUGCAGACCCACGACACGCUGCGCCUCACUUGCCCGCCCGACUACACUCUCACCCUGCGCCGCUCGCCCGACGACAUACCGCUGAUGACGCCCAGCACCAUCACCAUGAUCCCCAACUCGCUGGCUGGCAUGCAGCCUCUGCACAACUUCAAUACUUUCGGUGGCAGCCAGAACAGUACCAACCUGCCCCACGGCCACUCCACCACACGGGUAUAGCUCCACGGGGACGGGAACGGCGCCGGAUUCCCUUCUGGAUCAGCCACUGACCUCGCAAGGCAAAUACGAGUGGCUGACUGUGUGAAGCACAGACUUAGCAGAUGUUAUUUUGCUACCAUGCCUUCUUGAAAAACAUAUACAUUCAUCAUGAACUCAUGAAAAUAUUCAAAGUGAAUGUUACUAUAGUAAUAACUCUACUUGGAGCUAAGCUUCAUGGAAGGUUUUCGAGGAGUUUUACCAAAAGAAAAGGCAACCAGGGGAUGACUAUUAAUAUUCGUACAAUAUGAAAUGAAAGAGUUUCAAGUGUGACAGAGAAGCUUCCGCGGGACGCUUCUGUGCCAUAAAUACACAACAGGAAGUGGCGACUGUUGUUUGAAAAGCAACAUCUUUUCAUGAUCCUUCAUGCAUCAGACACCUGACGGGCACAGAAUUCUACACCCCAGCCUGAAAUGUAUUUAUGAAUACUUUGUAAAAAAAAAAAGGAAAAAAAAAAAAAAGAAAGAAAAAAGGUAUAUAGUUGUGCGUGGAAAUUUAAAAAUCUAAAAAAAAAGAAUAUUAAAAGAGCUCCUUCUAUUAUUGUUUUUUUUUAUUUUGGCUGAAAUUUUUUGGGUUUUUCCAGCUUGUGCUUUCUGUUUAGAUGCGUGUAAAUAUAUCCCGACAUUCAUCAUUUCGCGUUUCGUUAUUUUUUUUUUCACAGAACGACCAAAAUGCGAACACAAUCCCAUCCUCGGAGAGUUGCACACCGUGCGUCUGCAGGUCAUCACAUCACAGUAUACUGUCUCGUGCGUUUGCUUUGUUUCCACUCUUUAGACAUGCAUGUUCAGGAAGAGCUUUACUCUCCAUUUUCAGACACGUCUCCUGUCUGAGAAUGAGGACUGACUUCAUCCCAUCAACCUGCCGUCAUCCUGUUACGCUUCCGAUAGUUUCCUUUGUGGGCUUUUUUCUGUCUUGCGAUCUCAGCACUGCCUGAGCUUACGAUGUGACCAGCAAUGUAUUAUUUAGAAAUAAAAAAGGCAGUGAUCUUUUUUUUUUUUGUAUCAAUAUUAGUUGGAUAUGUUUGUAAAGAAAUAUAUGUUAGAUAUUUCAAAUUGUCAUAUGCUAGCAAUAUGUAAAGUAUUGUGCCAGGCUUGUGAUAUUUUGGGUUACAAAAGCAAGUGAAUGAGUGUAAAUAUUAAUGAUAUUAAUUAUUAUAAAAUUACAACAAAAGUAACCAAGAACUCUCUUUCCGUUUUGCAUCCUAUUACAAAAAAAAAGAAAAAAAUGGAAGUACAUCCAGAAGAUUUUAAGCUACAUUUGUAAAUUCUAUAAAAAGAUAUAUUCUUGCCAUUUGGUCCCUAAACCAGUCAAGAUAACAAGGGUUUUAAUGUAGACUUUUAAAAUCCUUAGUUGGUCUUAUUUUUUGUUUGCAGUUUUGCCUUAAGUGAUAAUAGAGAUAUUUCUGGCUGGACACCUGUAUAAACUUUUUCUGCAACAUUUUUAAUAAAAUAUCACAGUAUUUUCUAAAAAAGAGAAAAAAAAGAAA